Messenger RNA from Pantherophis guttatus, 1983 nucleotides. It is a transcript of the gene GNG10, whose product is annotated as G protein subunit gamma 10. Gene Ontology annotation, molecular function: G-protein beta-subunit binding. Gene Ontology annotation, cellular component: heterotrimeric G-protein complex. Lineage: Eukaryota; Metazoa; Chordata; Lepidosauria; Squamata; Colubridae. The record is from RefSeq and is a predicted model, not a curated record. Gene Ontology annotation, biological process: G protein-coupled receptor signaling pathway.
GGGGAAGAAGGGGGCGCGGAUUCGCUCGGGAGAGAGAGAGAGAGAGAGAGGGAGCCGCCGAGCGCUUAUUCGCUGCCAGCAUGUCUUCCAGCUCCAGCGUCAACACCCUGCAGCGCCUGGUGGAGCAGCUGAAACUCGAGGCCGGCGUGGAACGCAUCAGGGUCUCUCAGGCAGCUGCAGAGCUUCAGCAGUAUUGCAUGCAGAACGCUUGCAAAGAUGCUUUGCUUGUUGGAGUUCCGGCUGGAAGCAACCCAUUUCGAGAGCCCAGGUCCUGUGCAUUGCUCUGAAGACGGGUAGGGAAGGUUUUCUGAAAGUCCUCAAGUACAAGAAGAAUCCCAGCGGUCUUCCUUGUUUUCCAAACCAACAGUUUCUUUAUGUAGGGCUUAAACAGUUUCUUUAGAUAUUUAUUAGUCUGCCUGACUGUCUUAGUAAAUGGUUAAAUCUUUUGCUAAUAUAAAGCAUUUUAUAAGGAAAAGCUUUUCCUUUUGUAAUUGAUUCGAUAUGCUUUCUUUAAUCCUCUCAGAUGUUUACAUUUAGAAAAGGACAAUGCCAAUGAUAUGUUUCUAUUGUGCCUGAAAUGAAAAACGUCCCAGGUACCUCCCUACUAUCGGCUUUCUGUUUUCUAAUCAGAGAUGUUUUCAAACUGGUUUGAUCCAGGCAAAGUUGGCCAUUUAAGGCUACAGUUUUACGCACAUUUGUUACUUUUGAAUCAACGUGAUAUAUACCAGGAACGCUCCUAGUUAGUAUUAUAGAACUUCUAAAAUUGAGUCUCCCUUAAAAAUACCUUGCAUUGGUUGGAAUAUAUCCAGUUUGUUAAAAGAAAAGUACUGCUCUGUUCCAGUUGGUUGAAAUGAAGAAGAUGCACUUCAUAGUUAGAGGCAUUUACUAUAGCUCCCUUGAAUGCCCAAGCCCCAAUUUUACCCAGAAAUACAAUCUUGCUAUUCAGCUUUCCAGUGGAUUAGGAAGAACAGAAGUGUAUUUGGAGGGUUGAGAGGUACAAAAGGAACCAUGUCAUAAAUCAUCUUCCCAUUUAAGCUGGGCACAGUGGCCCAUUUGCAGCUGAAUGGAACUGGGAACUGCCAAGGAUUGAUAAACCACUCCUCAUGCCAGUCUCUGCAAGGGGGAGGAUAGUACAGUGAGAUUAAGGUAGGGUGGGGGGAUUGAAGAGCCUGGUCCACUGAGACCACGAAGGAAGAGUGAGAGAGGAUGCACCAACUCCCAGCAUAGGACCCACCAAUUUUGGCCAAGUCUACCAAUCACAUGGCUCCUGACCCUCUAGUACAUACAGUCCUUGGGGCUGCAUAUUCACUACAGAAGAUCUUAUCUUUGUCUCUUGUGCUUUCACAUAAAAUAGUUACCUUGCAGAAAAUGCCUAUUGUUCAGGACAUUCCAAUGUCACAGACUCCAAAGAAUUUUAAACCCUGCCAGAUGUCUGCAAGUCUUAGGAAAGGAAAAUUGCCCUUUACCCCACCCUAUAUAUUUUUUUUUAACCGUUCCACUCUCAUUGAUGAAAAGAUGCUGCAGUACAGGACAGAAAACACUUCACAUAGAACAAGAUGAAUUUGGAUAUGUGAAAAGAAGCCUAAGAAUUAAUCCAUUUAUACUGGAUAUCUGCAUCAAGAUGCUUCAUUUUUUGUUGAUGUUGCCUCCUGCUGAAGUUACAACAUCUAUUACUCCGUUUCAGAGAGGGACAAAUCCUGUGCUCUCCAAGAUAACCUCUUUGGGUCAACAUGUUUAUAACCUUCAAAUAUGCCUGUUUGGCAAAUAAUCACUGAUAAUAACACUACAAGACAUACAAUAAAUUUAGGCAAAAUUUUCCUAGCAUUUGCAAUAUUAUUGGAACAAUUCACCUUUUUUUUUUUUUUUUUUUGUGGGUCAGGUAUCUUUGAUUUUGGAUUACCAAGCACUUUUAUACACGCUGUUUACUUUUAAAAAGAAAGUUCUUUUUUGUUUGUAUUAAUAUAUUAAAAGCUUUAAAAAGUA